AUGGCUAGCAAUAAUAAUACUGCUAUAAAACAGUGCAUUGAAUCUGAAGUAGUUGAUGAGGUAACAAUAACAAAUGCUAAUGCAAUUAUUAUGCAUACGUUACUCGUUAUGUGCUUCUUCUCCGCAUGUCUUCAAGUAAUUGUUAUCAUUAAUGCCUUACGAUAUAUUCGUAAACAUGCAAGCGAAUGUUACAUGCAUAUUUUUCUACUCAAUAUGACAUUGGCUGACCUUCUCUUAACCGGUAUUGCAUUACCAAUGGAAUUUUUGAUUGAUAUUGAUACGAUAACGUUACAAUUCCCGUAUCGUAUCAAUCUGAUGAUGCACUUCCUUCUUUGGCUUGGUACUUCCGUAUCCGGACUAAAUUUGGUGCUUUUAAAUGUUGAUAAGCUCAUUUUUUUCAAAUUUCCUCUAAGAUAUUCUGAAUUGAUGACACGAAAUCGAGCAUAUCUAAUGGCGUUUGCAACCUGGUUUAUUAGUGUCAUCUUCAUUUAUCUGGCAUUUUACACUCGAGCAUUAAUUUGUCGCUAUAAUUGCGAACGUCUUACCACUGAUAAUAGUCGCUAUGGUCCAUUAAUGUAUUUAUUCUUUACAUUUUUCGUUUCCGCUUUUCCGGCUCUCUCAUCUUUUAUGGUUGCACUUUAUCUGUUACGAAUUGUUAAUAUUCAUAGGAAACAAAUCGCUGAGGAGCAGAAAUUAUGCAUCGCAAACGGUAUAUGUCGGAAAAAUAACGCUAUGAAAUCUGGAAUGCGUACAUUUUAUUUCAUCUUCAUUUCAACCUUUUUCACUAUUUUAACGCUAACACCGUAUCGUUUGGUUACACUCUACAGGACAAUAAUUGACAAAGAUACUGUAAUCCGGACAUGUAGUAGUGUCUUUAUCAGUAUACUUACCUAUUAUGCAAUGAAUCUAAAUCCGAUUCUCAAUCCGCUAUUAACAGUAACCAUAUUACCGCAAUAUCGUUUAUAUUGCUUAAAUUUCCUUAUACCUCUUCGGCUAAGAAAUAGUCAUGACGAGAUAUUCGACAAAUAA
Messenger RNA from Acanthocheilonema viteae, 1029 nucleotides. NCBI's taxonomy places the organism in Eukaryota, Metazoa, Nematoda, Chromadorea, Rhabditida, Onchocercidae. The record is from the annotation of a GenBank genome assembly.